AUGGUUGUUACUGCACAUUAUAUUGAUGGAUCUUGGAAUUUGCAGAGUUGCAUCUUGAGGUUCAUUUAUAUUCCUGCUCCUCAUUCAGGUGAUAGACUUUGUGCUGCUUUAGUUAAGUGUUUAAUGGACUGUAAUACAAAAUUGUCAACUAUCACUUUAGAUAAUUGUAGCACAAAUGAUGAUGUGAUGGACAAAAUUAAGGAGAAGUUACAUUUAAGUACUUUGUUGAGGGAUGGAUCUUUACUUCAUAUGCGUUGUUGCGCACACAUAUUAAAUUUGAUAGUAAAGGAUGGUUUAGAAGUAGUGAAAGAUGGAGUAGAAGAUAUUCGGGAUAGUGUAGUUUAUUGGACAACAACUCAAGAAAAGGAAAAUUUGAGGAGACAACUAAGCAAAUGUGAAUUUCUUGCACUAAAACUUUAA
This is a messenger RNA of Lathyrus sativus (Indian pea), 420 nucleotides long. The record is from the annotation of a GenBank genome assembly. Lineage: Eukaryota; Viridiplantae; Streptophyta; Magnoliopsida; Fabales; Fabaceae.